Messenger RNA from Cloeon dipterum, 1170 nucleotides. RefSeq names its product Cytosolic thiouridylase subunit 1 (gene Ctu1). The transcript is spliced from 2 exons. NCBI's taxonomy places the organism in Eukaryota, Metazoa, Arthropoda, Insecta, Ephemeroptera, Baetidae. Gene Ontology annotation, cellular component: cytosolic tRNA wobble base thiouridylase complex; mitochondrion. Bases 189 to 1157 code for a protein of 322 amino acids. The record is from RefSeq and is a predicted model, not a curated record. Gene Ontology annotation, biological process: tRNA wobble position uridine thiolation. Gene Ontology annotation, molecular function: tRNA binding.
GAUUGGCUAGAGCGAAAAGCAAAGGCCAAUGAACGACCAGCAUCCUCUCUGCUCCGUCAGCUGUUGGCGAGUCCAAAAUUCGAAAUCUCCUCACAUGUGCUCAAACAUUCAAUGUUUUCCUGUAGAAGAACUUGCAUAAAUUUCUGAUUAUAUCCCACGCUCGGCUUGUAAUUUUCUCACAAGCAAUCAUGCCAGUGUCCUGCACCACCAACUGCGGUAGGAAGGCCAUCCUGCGCCGUCCGAAGACAGGAACGUCUCUCUGUAAGGAGUGCUUUUUCGAUGCCUUUGAAACCGAGGUACACCACACCAUCACGAGUGGCAAGUUGUUCUACCCGAGACAGCUGGUGGCCAUCGGCGCGUCCGGCGGCAAAGACUCGACAGUGCUGGCAUACGUCAUGAAGUUCCUCAACGACAAAUACGACUACAAACUGAAUCUCAUGUUGCUGUCCAUCGACGAGGGCAUCACAGGCUACAGAGACGACAGUCUGAACACCGUCAAGGAGAAUAAAAACGACUACCAAUUACCCCUUAAAAUAUUAUCCUAUCAGAAUUUAUACGGCUGGACAAUGGACCGGGUGGUAGAAGAAGUGGGCAAGAAGAAUAACUGCACCUUCUGCGGCGUCUUCAGACGGCAGGCAUUAGAGAGAGGGGCCGUGAUGAUGGGGGCCUCGUGCAUCGCUACUGGACACAACGCGGACGAUAUUGCUGAGACUGUCCUGAUGAACAUAAUGAGGGGUGACGUCGCCCGUUUGGGACGUUGCUGUGCGGCAAUUACGUCGUCGGAUGGUGCUCUGCCCAGGGUCAAGCCACUCAAGUUUUGUUACGAGAAGGAAAUUGUCAUGUACGCCUACUUCAGGAAACUCAAGUAUUUCUCGACGGAAUGUGUUUACGCCCCAAACGCGUAUAGGGGUCACGCAAGGAAUUUCCUCAAAGAACUUGAGCGAAUUAGACCGUCUGUGAUCAUGGACAUUAUCCACUCUGGGGAAAAUUUGGUGUUUCAAACAGGAAUCAAGACGCCGCAGCAGGGAACUUGCUCCAGUUGUGGCCACGUUUCCAGUCAAGAGCUGUGCCAGGCGUGCACCCUACUCCUCAGUCUCAAUGAGGGCAAGGCCAAACAGGGCGUCAGCAAAAAGUCACAUAAAAUUAGGAGUACAUGAAUGGACAUUUAUU